AUGGACGAGUCCUACUCGAACGUGAAACAAACACCGGAGAACCUCGACGACCCUCCCAAUAGCCGCCUGUUCCUGGUGACCAGCCGCACCGUCACCGAAGAUGAGCUUCGAGACCGCUUCUCCGUGUUUGGCGACAUUCAGGGCAUUUGGGUCGUUAAAGACAAGCAGACGAAGGAGUCUAAAGGCAUUUGUUACGUCAAGUUCGCCAAAUCGUCUCAGGCCUGCCGGGCAAUGGAAGAAAUGCACGGAAAGGUCCUUCUCGACGGGAAAAAACCACUCAAGGUUUUUAUCGCCCAGUCGCGGUCGUCCUCCAGCCACCGAGACGUGGAGGAUGAGGACCUGACCAGGAUCUUUGUCAUGAUCCCCAAAUCCUUCUCUGAGGAUGACCUGAAGAACACCUUUAAGGAAUAUGGUGACAUUGAAUAUUGCAUCAUUGUCAAGAACAAAGUGACAGGGGAGAGUAAAGGUUUGGGCUAUGUGAGGUACUACAGACCCUCGCAAGCAGCCCUGGCUAUUGAGAACUGUGACAAAUCUUACAGGGCCAUUCUGGCGGAACCUCGCACCAAAGCCGCAGCCACGGAAGACCCCAACAGCAGCAUGGGGACCAGGAGCGAAUACAUGGGCAGCGCCGACUCCAUGGCCUUGUUCCCUUACAACAUGGCUGCACCGGCUGAAUCCGUCAACUACCAAAUGAUGGACUACCACGGCGCCGACUUGAGCCACUGCCUGCUGGCGACGACCCGCGCCGCCCUCAGCCAGGAGCAAUUUUUUGCUCUGUUUGACAUCAUUCCGGGGAUGGAAUACUGCAAGCAACAGCGGGACGUUUAUGGGACAAGCAAAGGUCACGCUAUAGUCCGCUACAGCAACCUGGGAUCGGCAUUAUAUGCAAAGGACAAACUGAACGGAUUUGAAUAUCCACCAGGAAACAGACUGGUUGUUGACUUUAUGGAUGACGGAGAAGAUUGCAGCGGUUCAGUAGGUAGGAUGGCUAUGCAGUUUGUGGCCAUCCAGAUGUUGCCAUCAGUAUGGAAUGGACCCUCCAACAACCAAGCCGUCAAACAUCCUACCUCUUCUCACCCGGGAUUCAGUGGGCCUCCAGGCCCCCGGAUCCAAACAGACGUGAGCCUGCCACCCAUCAAGAAGCUGGCGCCCGCUGACAGCUUGUGCAAGGAGCGCUUGUUUGUGGUGUUCAGCCCAGCCCCCUUGCCCAUCGAUGUGCUGGAGAACGUUUAUGGCCGUUUUGGAUCCCUGAUAGAGGUCUUCUUGGUGGCAGGCAGGAAAGUUGGAUACGUGAAGUAUGCAGAAAAGCAGUGCGCAGAUGAUGCAAUGGCAGCGCUCCACGGUUGCGUGGUCAACGGCGUGAAGAUGAAGGUGAUGCUUGCCGAUCCUCCCAAGGAAGAAUCGCACAAAAGGCUUCGCACGUACUAG
This is a messenger RNA of Nerophis lumbriciformis (worm pipefish), 1428 nucleotides long. Lineage: Eukaryota; Metazoa; Chordata; Actinopteri; Syngnathiformes; Syngnathidae. The record is from RefSeq and is a predicted model, not a curated record.